ACACUCAAACAAACAUAGCUUCUAUUUUCUCCAAUCAUUUGACUCAGUCUCUAUCACUCACUAGGAUAGUAGGAUUGCUCUGUCCUUAACCACUCACCUCCACUCCACCGGACUGCCAUCGCCGUGAUGGCGUCUUUGGCCGUCACCUCCGCCGUGAACCCCCGUUUCCGGCCACUCAUUUCUCCCAACCACCGUCUCCCCUUCCCUCGCCCCCUCCAAUUCAACCUCACAAAAACCGACCUCCUAAUCACUAAGAACCAUAAAAGAAACAAUGUGAAGCGGUUGCGUCAUAUAGUAAAGGCCUCGGCUUCCGGAGCUUCCGCGGCUCCCGGCGCGGCGCCGGCUCAGCCGUGGGAAGGCGCCGCGAUUAAGCCGCUCGUGGCGUCCAUCGCGACGGGCGUGAUUCUCUGGUUCGUCCCGCAGCCCGGCGGGGUUUCGCGGAGCGCGUGGCAGUUACUGUCGAUUUUCCUGGCCACAAUCGUGGGGAUCAUCACGCAGCCGCUGCCGCUCGGCGCGGUGGCGCUGAUGGGGCUCGGCGCGUGCGUGCUCACGAAGACGCUCACGUUCGCCGCCGCGUUUUCCGCUUUCGGCGACCCCAUCCCCUGGCUAAUCGCGCUCGCGUUCUUCUUCGCCCGCGGGUUUAUCAAGACCGGGCUGGGCAACCGAAUCGCCUACCAGUUCGUCUCGCUCUUCGGGAGCUCCUCGCUCGGCCUAGGGUACAGUUUAGUCUUCAGCGAAGCCCUGUUAGCGCCGGCGAUCCCCUCCGUGUCCGCACGCGCCGGCGGGAUUUUCUUGCCGCUGGUGAAAUCGCUCUGCGCGGCUUGCGGGAGCAACGCCGGCGACGGGACGGAGCACAAAUUGGGCGCGUGGCUCAUGUUAACUUGCUUUCAGACUUCCGUAAUUUCGUCCUCUAUGUUCUUGACCGCCAUGGCUGCAAAUCCUUUGAGCGCUAAUUUGACUGCCACUACGAUAGGGCAGACUAUUGGGUGGAUGGAUUGGGCCAAAGCGGCCUUUGUUCCCGGUCUAGUUUCUCUCUUUGUGGUGCCAUUGCUGCUGUACAUUGUGUAUCCCCCAACGGUGAAGAGUAGCCCUGAUGCCCCUAAGCUUGCCAGAGAGAAAUUGGAGAAGAUGGGGCCAAUGUCUUUGAAUGAGAUCAUAAUGGCUGCAACUCUGCUUCUUACGGUGGGUCUUUGGGUUUUUGGCAGCGUGUUAAAUAUAGACGCUGUUACUGCAGCAAUUCUCGGGCUAACUAUCCUCCUGGUGACUGGAGUAGUCUCGUGGAAGGAAUGCUUAUCUGAAGCAGUUGCUUGGGAUACCCUGACUUGGUUUGCGGCGCUCAUUGCCAUGGCGGGUUAUCUAAACAAGUAUGGCCUAAUUUCCUGGUUUAGCGAAACUGUUGUCAAGGUUGUUGGUGGAUUAGGCCUGUCAUGGCAGCUAUCGUUCGGGAUCCUGGUUCUCCUAUAUUUCUACUCCCACUACUUUUUUGCGAGCGGGGCUGCUCACAUUGGGGCGAUGUUCACUGCAUUCUUAUCUGUCGCUAGCGCUCUUGGCACGCCCCCGUACUUGGGAGCCCUUGUGCUGUCGUUCCUCUCGAACAUCAUGGGCGGGCUCACCCACUAUGGGAUUGGAUCGGCGCCUGUGUUUUAUGGCGCGAACUAUGUCCCCCUUGCCAAAUGGUGGGGGUAUGGGUUCUUAGUCUCUGUGGUUAAUCUCAUCAUCUGGCUUGGAGUUGGAGGGAUUUGGUGGAAAGCCAUUGGGUUGUGGUGAUGAUGGCUUCUUUAGAUGGGCAAGUAGUUUUGUAUUCUUUGCCUUGAAAGGUUGAGUUUUAGUGGGGAGAGAUGUAGUGGAUGAUGCUUUUUGCACAUAGUUGGAGUUGUUUAUACUUUGGAAGUUCAGGUUUGUAUGCGAAUUAUUUAUACAGAAAGAAACUUCAAUUUGUACAAUUCUUUAUUUUUCUCAUAUUUUCCCGUAUUAAUUCAGAUUCAGUUCGAGUCGAA
Molecule: messenger RNA, 1997 nt
Organism: Ipomoea triloba (trilobed morning glory)
Lineage: Eukaryota; Viridiplantae; Streptophyta; Magnoliopsida; Solanales; Convolvulaceae
Product: dicarboxylate transporter 1, chloroplastic-like
Exons: 3
Coding region: 127-1767 (546 amino acids)
Biological process (GO): transmembrane transport
Cellular component (GO): membrane
Molecular function (GO): transmembrane transporter activity
Source: RefSeq, a predicted model, not a curated record